AUGCAAUCAGUCGUAGACGUAGCCAAAUCAGCGAUCAACACCGUAGUUUCAGGAGCUACCAACCUAGCCAACACCGCUGCGUCCUAUACGGGUUUGGGGGGUCAUUCUCACGCUGAAGAACAUUUGCAUAAAUCUACUUUACCUCCCGACUCGACUGCCUCGAGCGUUAAGAAAGUGGAUUCAGAAGGGUUGGCGGUGUUUGAAGAUGAGGGAGUGAGACAUGAGGUCUUGGUGAAGAUCAACAAACUUGCUCACGAAAAUGUCAAACAUGGUUUGAAAGAGGUCGCUUCACUUGAUUUGGUAGGACCGGAUGGUAUCAAGAAAGGUAUUUCUUACUACCACCCCCUCCGAUACUUCACUGUCGCCCGUCCCCUCGGCGUGGACUACAUUGGAGAAAUUGAGAUUGAAGAUGGUAAAUCAAUUCAUGUCCGAGUACAUAAAGCUGGAUCAGGCAAUACACCUUUAUUCCACUCUAUCGAUACUAGACCUUCUGAAGAGGGUGGAGCGGUUUUCAAAACUGGUGAACCACUCGGAUGGUUUGAUUAUUGA
Messenger RNA from Kwoniella botswanensis, 549 nucleotides. RefSeq lists its product as uncharacterized. The transcript is spliced from 5 exons. Lineage: Eukaryota; Fungi; Basidiomycota; Tremellomycetes; Tremellales; Cryptococcaceae. Bases 1 to 549 code for a protein of 182 amino acids. The record is from RefSeq and is a predicted model, not a curated record.